Molecule: messenger RNA, 447 nt
Organism: Paramecium sonneborni
Lineage: Eukaryota; Ciliophora; Oligohymenophorea; Peniculida; Parameciidae
Source: the annotation of a GenBank genome assembly
AUGGCAAUUAUAAUAUUAUUCCAAGUGGACAAACAAUAAGUGCUUAUUAAAAUUUUUGAUGAAUAACAAAAACAUUUAUACCUUAUAACUUUAAUUUUAGAAUAAUUGCAUUAAAUAGGGAAAACUUUUCAGUUAAAGAAUUGGAUGAUGUUAAGUGCAAUAUACAAAGAAGACAAAUAAUAAAGGAGGAAAAAUAGGAACUUUAAUCAAAUUCUACAAGUCUUACAGAAAUUAGUUUUAAUUCAAAAAGUCAUUAUUACAAUUAAGAUUAGAUAAUUGUAACAUUUGAUCCUAAUUUAAAUUCUAUUAGAUAUCUCCAAUUUGAAAUAACUUAUUAUUCUAUAAAAAUAUAUUAAUAUUCUGAAGAUUCUUCUAAUCAACUUUAGAACUAUUUUUAGCGUAAACAUUUCUAACUUAUAUUUCUAUAAUGUUUAAUUUUAUUUGUGA